AUGGCCAUUGUAAUGGCGGGCGACAAGCGGCGGAUCAGAUACGAACGAGCAUCAGGCGUUGGUGAUGUGCUAUAUCGCCAUGUGAGCGGGGAAUGGAACGAUGCAAGAACUGUGACAACUCGAAUCAAUCAAUCGGACAGCCCGGCCAAAGCAGGAGGCAGAAAAGCUGCAGAGAUUAACGGGAAGCACAUCGACCCCAGCGGCUGGGCAGGUCGCCAGAUUGGUCGCUUGGUGGCUGACUUUUGUGCAUCCGGGGGUGACCACGCCGAGGCGGGCAAAUUGGCGCGGUCCAGUGUGACAGGCAAGGUGACGAACAAGGCAGCAUGCAGGUCAAUCCACGGGCAUAGCUCCGGAAUGCAGACAUGUAAUCAGUGGAACUUGCUAGUGACCGGUGGGGGCGGCUGGCCUCUUCUCGGCAGACGAUUGAUGCUCGGGCAAGGAUUCGUCUGCAGACUGCACAAGCACGGGCGGAAGCUAACGAGGGAUCGAUUCAUGGCAGAUUCUUCGUCCAAAGUCGAGCUGCCGUCGAUCCGCUCUGCGGCUGGCAUUUGGUCUCCGACUUUGCUGACGACAGCGCAGGGAGAUCUAGAACGACUCCGUUUUGACGAAGAAACAGGCUCCCAGACUUUUCAACGGCCACAGUGCUGGAAACUCGGGCCACUCUCUGCCGCCAGGAAAUCACGUCCUCGCUCGCCAAGCAAAGGCAGUGGAGCAACGACAAUCACGAACUCGCCGCCACCAACAUCAAAGUCCCUCCUCCCAAUUAGGUAA
Messenger RNA from Trichoderma atroviride IMI 206040, 771 nucleotides. Lineage: Eukaryota; Fungi; Ascomycota; Sordariomycetes; Hypocreales; Hypocreaceae. The record is from RefSeq and is a predicted model, not a curated record.